GUAUUGGAGGACAGAAGAAUUGGUUCUAUUUAAUUUAAUUAAGUUUAAAUCAAUUCGAUGGACACGGAUCGUCGACCCAGACUCAGACGCAGUGCUCGCCUUCGUCGCAUCCUGUUGCGCAGACUCCUUGCGAUUCUUCCAGUUCAAAACUACCGCGUGAUCUUCUUUCUGGAUUCAAGACCUUCUGCUGCUCGUAGGAUAAUUUUGAAUGGGCCGCACCCACACCUCCAUGUGCUUUCUGGUCCAUCGGUACCGAAUCGACCUAGGUUCAUGCGCAUGGAUCUGUCGCGACCGUUCAAUGUGGUUCAGUCCGUCCUGUUGCCGAUAGCAAGAGCUCCGUCUGCUUUCCCUCAAUGGAUUCGAUACACCUCUGUAUCUCGAUGGGACCGUCCAUUCGGAGACGUCAGAGGAGUACUACUGAUGGGCAUGAUCGUGGACUCUUCGGUGGAGACCCUAAUGCGCCAAAAUCCCACCAGAGCCAUGUCCCUGAUCCUGUACAUUGCCCACUACUUCCUCUACUAAACUAAACCAAUGGAUAUACAAAUACCGAAAAAGCUUUAAUGUAUUGUCAAGUAUCUUCUGCAGAGGUUAAAAAUAUUGUA
This is a messenger RNA of Drosophila suzukii, 602 nucleotides long. RefSeq lists its product as uncharacterized. The record is from RefSeq and is a predicted model, not a curated record. Lineage: Eukaryota; Metazoa; Arthropoda; Insecta; Diptera; Drosophilidae.